AUGCCCGCUGGCCCGCCUCCUCAUUCGCUCUCUCCUCCUCCUCCUCCCCAGUCGCAGCCCCUUACGCGCCCCGCUUGCUCCCUCUCCAUCUAUCUCUUCCCGCUCUCUCGCUCUCACACCCUGUCUGUUCGUCCGUCCAACAUUCCAACGUACUCUCCCCAUCUCCAUCUCCAUCUCCAUCUCUCCCUCUCCCUCUUCCUCGCUUUAUGCGUCUUUCUCUCUCCUCUCCACUUAUCUUGGCCUGAGCAGAUUUGCCCUUCGGCAGCAUUGGCAAUCGAUAUCAGGUCUGACCAAUCGUCGGUUGCGAUGACAUUUUGUCGAUGGCUGAUUGAAUCUGAGCCGAGGAGAACGGUUGGAGUUGGCUGGAGGCCAUUUCACCCAUCGCGCUCGCCACUAGGCAGCAUCGUCCUCGUCACCUUCGAGUCUCAUCUGCCGACCCCUCCGCAGGUGUGCCUCGGCCCCGUUGAGCAAACUCCGCGCCGGCCCGCCUGGACUAAUAGGCCCGUCCACUCUGCCCCCAGCCCGACUGACUGGGCCCCUCGAGUCUCGUCCUCUCUUUGCCUACAUUUGCUCGCUUUCGCCACUUUCUCCGCCUCCUCCACCUACUCUGCUCCCCCCCUCUGCUCAUCCUCCCAUCACCUCGGCCGUCACCAGUCGCUCUCUCGUCGGUACGGUUAA
Molecule: messenger RNA, 678 nt
Organism: Protopolystoma xenopodis
Lineage: Eukaryota; Metazoa; Platyhelminthes; Monogenea; Polystomatidea; Polystomatidae
Source: the annotation of a GenBank genome assembly